Molecule: messenger RNA, 1582 nt
Organism: Zingiber officinale
Lineage: Eukaryota; Viridiplantae; Streptophyta; Magnoliopsida; Zingiberales; Zingiberaceae
Product: SKP1-interacting partner 15-like
Exons: 2
Coding region: 96-1316 (406 amino acids)
Molecular function (GO): protein binding
Source: RefSeq, a predicted model, not a curated record
CUCUCCGCCCCUCACCUUUUCAUCCGCCGCCAGCUGUUUCUACAGUCGCCCCACCGGCGGAUUGCGACGGCGGCGGCGACGUAGACGGGCACGAUAUGCCUUCGAACGAAGGGAACUAUAGCAUGAUGUUCGCCUCGCUGGAUUCCUCCACAGUCGCAGAAUCGUCGGAGAUCGAGCCGGGUGCUCCUCCUCAGCCGGUGAUCCCGAUCCAUCUCCUCCACCAGGACGCCCUCCACAACGUCUUCGGGCGUCUCUCUCUCUCCGAGGCCGUGGCUUGCCGCUCCGUCUGCCGGAUCUUCCGCGAUGCGCUCUCAUCCCUUCCCUUCCUCUCCUCCCUCCCCCCGCUUCGCCUCCUCGCCCUCCGCCACCCUCGUUGCUCCGCCGCUUCCGCUGACGAUCCACGCCCCUGUUUUCUCGCCCUUGAUCCCGGCCUCCGGCGAUGGUUCCGCCUUCCCCUUCCCUUUUCUUCCUCCUCCCCCGUCACUGCCUCACCCUCCCUCCUUUUCCUCUGGGUAGACGCCGCCAGCAACGAGAGGAGCUCAAGAUCCCUUGUUGUUUGCAACCCCCUUACUGGGUCUCAUCGUGUCCUCCCCCCACUGGGCUCCGCCUGGUCCCGUCACGGCACUGUCCUAGCCUGUCCCGAUGGUACAGCCCUCGUCCUCACACAACUCGCCGCUCUUUCCUGUGGACAGGGUACAGACCGCUGGCUUAAAUUCUCCCUCAACCUCCCUUCCAAACCUCGGAGCCCCGUCCUGAUGACCGGCGCGAUCUUUGCCCUUUGCGAUGUGGGCACACCUUGGCGUAGCCUGUGGCGGCUCUUCUCCUGCCGCCUCCUCGACCUCGGAAAGUGGGCCGCGGUGGAGCGGCCCGAGUGGGGGGACGUGUUCAACAUUCUCAAGCGGCCGCGGUUACUUGCUGGGGCCGGCGGGGGACGAAUCUUGAUGAUCGGAGGGCUGCGGUCAUCGCUUGCUGCAGAUGCGCCUUGCUCUACAGUGCUUAUCUUGAGGCUUGAUCUUGAAACAUUGGAGUGGGACGAGGCAGGAAGGAUGCCACCGGAGAUGUAUCGCUGCUUCAGUGGUUGUGCAUUUGGUUCCAUGGCAGCAGCUGUAGCUGGGGCUAAUAAUAAGGUGAAGGUGUUUGGCGGCGAUGGUAGGGUUUGGUUCUCUGGGAGGAGAGUAAGAGGAAAGCUGGUAAUGUGGGAGGAAGACGAGAAGGGUGGGUGCGGAGUAUGGACCUGGGUUGAUGGCCUUCCAGGAUCGAAUGACGGGGUUUACAGGGGUUUUGUUUUCCAUGCUGGAUAUGGUGCCACUGCUUAACUAGCAGCCAAUUUGAUGAGUUUAUGCAGCGCAGGCCAUCUCGUCUGCCUCUGUGGCAUUAGAACUGACUUGGCACACGAAAAAAAACCCGAAGCAGUUUCAGGUAUUAGUUUCGUUUCCCUUGGACUUGUAUACUGCAGCAGCAACCAAGGGGAUGCUUAUCAUUUUCAUUAUUGUUCGAUCAGACUUUAAAUACAAUGGUAAAAAAAAAACUCGAAGUUUUUUAUUUCUGUAUUAGUGUAAUGCAAAUUUCCAAUGUCUGGGUA